AGGCGGGCGGGAGUCGUGCGUGUCCGCGCGGGAUUUGGCGCGGAGGCGGGGGUGGUGAGAAAGAGACGUGGCUGCAGCUCCUAAGCCCGGUGGGCUGCUGGGAGGAGAGCGGAACAGUGUUCGCGGCACUGGCGGCUGCGGGAGGCUUUAAUUUCCUGAGGGUGGGCACGGAGUGGCCUUCACCUCUGAUUUCCCCGCCAUGCACGGGCUCCCGGGAUGAUCUUCCCCGUCGUCCGCUGCGCGCUCCGCUGUCUCCGUUUGCCCGGAGGCAGAAACUUGUCUGCCUCGGCCAUGGAGGUGGCCUUCCGAGGCGUGCGAAAAGUCCUCUGUGUGGCCGAGAAAAACGACGCGGCCAAGGGGAUCGCCGACCUGCUGUCCAACGGUCGCAUGAGGCGGAGGGAAGGACUUUCGAAAUUCAACAAGAUCUAUGAAUUUGAUUAUCAUCUGUAUGGCCAGAAUGUUACCAUGAUAAUGACUUCGGUUUCUGGACAUCUGCUGGCUCAUGAUUUCCAGAUGCAGUUUCGCAAAUGGCAGAGCUGCAAUCCCCUUGUCCUCUUCGAAGCAGAAAUUGAAAAGUAUUGUCCAGAGAACUUUGUAGACAUCAAGAAAACUCUGGAACGAGAGACUCGGCAGUGUCAGGCCCUGGUGAUCUGGACUGACUGUGACAGAGAAGGUGAAAAUAUCGGGUUUGAGAUUAUCCACGUAUGCAAGGCUGUGAAGCCCACUCUGCAGGUGCUGAGAGCCCGUUUCUCUGAGAUCACCCCCCGAGCCAUCAGGAUGGCCUGUGAGAACCUGACCGAGCCCGACCAGAGGGUGAGCGACGCCGUGGACGUGAGGCAGGAGCUGGACCUCAGGAUCGGAGCUGCCUUCACUAGGUUCCAGACUUUGAGGCUUCAGAAGAUCUUUCCCGAGGUAUUGGCAGAGCAGCUGAUCAGUUACGGCAGCUGCCAGUUCCCAACACUGGGGUUCGUGGUGGAGCGGUUCAAAGCCAUUCAGGCUUUUGUGCCAGAAGUCUUCCACAGAAUCAAAGUGACUCAUGACCACAGAGAGGGCACCGUGGAAUUCAGCUGGAAAAGGCACCGCCUCUUCAACCACACGGCAUGUCUCGUCCUCUACCAUCUGUGCAUGGAGGAUCCCACGGCAACCGUGGUGGAGGUCAGUUCUAAGGCAAAGAGCAAGUGGAGGCCUCAAGCUUUGGACACUGUGGAGCUUGAGAAGCUGGCUUCUCGAAAGUUGAGAAUAAAUGCUAAAGAAACCAUGAGGAUUGCCGAAAAGCUCUACACUCAAGGGUACAUCAGCUAUCCCCGAACGGAAACAAACAUUUUCCCCAAAGACUUAAACCUGACAGCACUGGUGGAGCAGCAGACCCCGGACCCGCGCUGGGGGUCCUUUGCCCAGAGCAUCCUAGAGCGGGGUGGCCCCACCCCACGCAACGGGAACAAGUCUGACCAAGCUCACCCGCCCAUCCACCCCACGAAAUAUGCCAGCAGCUUGCAGGGAGAUGAACAGCGACUGUACGAGUUCAUCGUUCGCCAUUUCCUAGCUUGCUGCUCCCAGGAUGCCCAGGGGCAGGAGACUACUGUGGAGAUUGACAUUGCUCAGGAGCGCUUUGUGGCCCAUGGUCUCAUGAUUCUGGCUCGAAACUAUCUGGAUGUGUACCCAUAUGAUCGCUGGAGUGACAAGACCCUCCCUGUCUAUGAGAGAGGCUCCCGCUUCCAGCCCAGCACCGUGCAGAUGGUGGACGGGGAGACCAGCCCCCCUCAGCUGCUCACCGAAGCUGACCUCAUUGCCCUCAUGGAAAAGCACGGCAUUGGCACUGAUGCUACGCACGCGGAGCACAUCGAGACGAUCAAAGCCCGGAUGUACGUCGGGCUCACCCCGGACAAGAGAUUUCUCCCUGGGCACCUGGGCAUGGGACUUGUGGAAGGGUAUGACGCCAUGGGCUACGAGAUGUCCAAGCCUGACCUCCGGGCUGAGCUGGAAGCCGACUUGAAGCUCAUCUGUGAGGGGAAGAAGGAUAAGUUUGUGGUUCUAAGGCAGCAAGUCCAGAAAUACAAGCAGGUCUUCAUUGAAGCCGUGGCUAAAGCUAAGAAAUUGGACGAGGCUUUGUCCCAGUACUUUGGGGAAGGGGCAGAGGUGGCCCAGCAAGAAGCCAUCUACCCGGUUACGCCAGAACCUGUCAGGAAGUGUCCGCAGUGCGGCAAGGACAUGGUCCUCAAGACCAAGAAGAGUGGCGGGUUCUACCUCGGCUGCACGGGCUUCCCAGAAUGUCGGUCCGUCGUGUGGUUCCCCGACUCUGUGCUGGAGGCCAGCAGGGAUGGGAGUGUGUGCCCCGUGUGUCAGCCACACCCUGUUUACAGGUUGAAGUUCAAGUUUAAACGCGGUAGCCUUCCCCCAACCAUGCCCCUGGAAUUCGUAGGCUGCAUCGGCGGAUGUGAUGAAACCCUGAGGGAGAUCUUGGACCUAAGGUUUUUACGGGCCCCGCCAAGAGCUGGCCCGCCAGCCAGCCAGCCCUCUGGCUACCUGCAGGCUAGCCAGUCCUCGAACAGGACAGACAGCAGCCAGCGCAGCCACCCCCCACCUCCUGAUGCCAGGCCAAGCAGGCCCUUGAGGGCUCUGGCCCAGAAUCUACCACCGCCCGCUGCUGCUGGUGAGAGCAACUCCGUGGUCUGCAACUGCGGCCAGGAGGCCCUGCUGCUCACUGUCCGGAAGGAGGGUCCCAACCAGGGCCGGCAGUUCUAUAAGUGCCAGGGCGGCAGCUGCAGCUUCUUCCUGUGGGCCAACAGCAGCGACCCAGAAGCAGGAGGGCCUCCUUCCUCUGCAGCAAGACACCCCGCUGGCUCAGGGAACCACCCACGUGGGUUUGGUGGCCCUGGUGAUAACCCUGGUGGUGGCACAUCCUGCCUAUGUAGUCAGGCUGCUGUCACACGGACUGUGCAGAAGGACGGGCCCAACAAGGGCCGCCAGUUCCACACGUGUGCCAAGCCAAGAGAGCAGCAGUGUGGCUUCUUCCAGUGGGUGGACGAGAACGUGGCCCCAGGGACUUUGGGGGCUCCACGCUGGCCGGGAGGCAGAGAGAAGACCCACGGACUGGAGUCCAGAAGCAAAAGAGCCCGGGCCAGUUCCUCAGACCCGGGGUCCACGGCCAAGAGACCACGGAAAUGCAGCCUUUGCCACCAGCCUGGACACACGCGUCCCUUCUGCCCUCAGAACAGAUGAGGGCAGGGCGGCAGAGGAAGGGCCACGUGCUCAGACCCCCGCCCGCUGUCUCAAGAACGCGCUGUGUUCAGGGGGCCUGGGGCUGCGCCUGCCUGGGGUGAGGGGUCAGGCUCCAGGGCGUCCUCUCAGGAAUGCCUCCUCUCCUGGACAGCGGCCCUCUGCCCGGGAUGCGAGUGACCGUGGCCACUGCUGAGCAGGCACAGAAGCCGCUUCCUGAGAGCCCGCAGGGCUGGUUGCCAUGAGCACCGUGGAGAAGUGGGGGCCUAGGGCACUUAGGUUGGAGUGGCUCCGCCCGCAGCUGUGGCCUUGGGCUCCUCCGCCUCCUCCAAAGGCCAGCAGUCGUGGUGUAGGCUCAGGGCAGCCAGGAAGGACUUCUCCACACACAGCCCGAGAGAGGAGGGCGGGAUGCAAGGAAAUGGCUCUUGUUCCAAACUUGUGUCUACAGAAGAAGGCUUCUUCCUCUUUAUGCAGAGCCCGCUGUGGCCAGGACGCUCCCAGCUUCUGUGCCUCAAUAAAGACUUUUACCCUUCGGGUGCACGUGGCGCGGUGUCUGGUGAAAGGUGGCAGGAGCAGUGGGUAUAGACACUAGCCAGUGCUCAAGGGACCACUUGCCAGCCGCUGGCCCUCACAGUGUCCCCUCC
Messenger RNA from Pteronotus mesoamericanus, 3860 nucleotides. RefSeq names its product DNA topoisomerase III alpha (gene TOP3A). The record is from RefSeq and is a predicted model, not a curated record. Gene Ontology annotation, biological process: DNA topological change. Gene Ontology annotation, cellular component: chromosome; nucleus. The transcript has 19 exons. The coding region runs from base 217 to 3219 and encodes 1000 amino acids. Lineage: Eukaryota; Metazoa; Chordata; Mammalia; Chiroptera; Mormoopidae. Gene Ontology annotation, molecular function: zinc ion binding; DNA topoisomerase type I (single strand cut, ATP-independent) activity; DNA binding.